Amborella trichopoda is the source of this 1348-nucleotide messenger RNA. RefSeq lists its product as uncharacterized. NCBI's taxonomy places the organism in Eukaryota, Viridiplantae, Streptophyta, Magnoliopsida, Amborellales, Amborellaceae. The record is from RefSeq and is a predicted model, not a curated record.
AAAUGGAAAGCGGUUUAGGGUGGGCUGGCUAUUGGACUCGCUCCUCUGCACUCAAAUCUCUCUGUAAGAGGACAUGGGGAAGGAAACUGCUAUUUGGGACGAUUCUGUCCUAAUUCAGGCCUUCGACGACGCCAUGAACAAGUUCAAGGUGAUGCAUAACGGUCAAAGAAUCUCUACAAAUGCAAAAGAGGCUGUGAGUGAUGGGAUGAAGAAUAAAGAGGCUGAUAUUGAUGAAAUCGAGAGAGGUAACAAAGGGGAGCAUCCUGCUGGAAGUACUGGGUUAGAAAAUCCUUCUGAAACAAACAUACCUAUAGGUACCACUGACGAGCAUCUUCAGGUUCCUGAUUCAUGUGUUUCGGAGACCAAUGCAGAUGAUUCAGGGGGCAUUCCUGUGCCUGAAAAUGCUGGGGAGUAUACAAAUUCACAUGCUGAAAAUUAUACACAGUUGUAUAAUCAAUACUUGGAGCUUGAUAAACAGAUGAACGAGGUUCUAAAUGAGCUCUAUCACUCAAAUUACUGGAAAUAUUCAGUGUCAGGUCAGGAAUCUCGUACUUCUACGCUAUGGAAUGCAGGUGAUUCGUCCCAUUAUGCUACCAUUCAAGGAGAGCAGCCUUGUUCCUGUUACUGUCUUGGUGCCUAUUGGCCUUUGAGCCCGCCUUAUAUCCAAUGUCAAUCUGUUGGUAAAAGCAAUACUCAUUCAUGUCAACCAAUGAUGACAAAAAACGCUCUGAAGCCAUCACCUCCUAUGGAUGAUAAUGUAGUAAAGAAGGUGAUGGGGGCAGCUGAAAAGGUGAUUCCAUCUACAAAAACAAAGGUUUCUGUGCCCUCUAAUGCUUGUGAAGGUGAGCAUAAAGCUGAAGAAUUGGAGGAUAAAGAAUGGGAGGAUCAUAAUUCAGAAACCGACAUAUCUGUAGUCAUAAAUGCUUGGUAUGCCGCCGGCUUCUACACUGGCAAGUAUUAUUCAGAGCAGUCAACAAAGAGGCGCCAACCCUAAUACUGUGUUGAUGGUGGAAUGCCUUUGCUUUAAAUAGUUCUGCUCUUGAUGGUGGAAUGCCUUUGCUUUAAAUAGUUCUGCUCUCUGUGUGUGUGUGUGUGUGUGUUUUCGAUUUUGGAGGAUUCCAUAGAAAGAAGAUACUUGAAAGAAUUUUGGAUGAUAGGGGUUUUCCCUUACACAAUCAGUUGUAUAGGAAUGGCCCAAUAUCGGUUCUGUGAUCGGAUAAUUUUUUGUCUUACAAAUGUAAAAAUGUUAGAACCAUGAACGUUAAAAAUUGAUAGGGCCAUGAAACGUAAGACCAUGGUCCCUUUUUUUGUAUACAAAAAGUUACUUCUCACAUGCAGUUUUUCAUCU